Molecule: messenger RNA, 1792 nt
Organism: Anopheles coustani
Lineage: Eukaryota; Metazoa; Arthropoda; Insecta; Diptera; Culicidae
Product: organic cation transporter protein
Exons: 2
Coding region: 1-1680 (559 amino acids)
Biological process (GO): transmembrane transport
Cellular component (GO): membrane
Molecular function (GO): transmembrane transporter activity
Source: RefSeq, a predicted model, not a curated record
AUGGCCAUCGAUCAGAAGCUGGAGGAGCUGAUGGGACUGUUGGGUGACUUUGGCCGGUACCAAGCGUUCCAGUUCGUUCUGCAUCUGUUGGCCGCAGUAACAGCCGGCCUGCAUAUGCUCUCUCUAGUGACGGUGGCCGCCGUCCCUGAGCAUCGUUGUUUCGUGGAGGCAUUGGACUCGGCGAACGCAACGGCAAAUGGCACGAUCAUACCGACCUUUGCCCAAUUGCUGGAGUACAUCCCUAAGAACGCAGAUGGUGAACUGGAUUCCUGCUUGAUGUACGACCCACUGCAGUCUGACAACCACUCGACGAUCGCUUGCAGUUCGUAUGUUUACAACAACACUUACUACCAGUCAUCGAGGGCGAUCGAGUGGAACCUGGUGUGCGACAAACGCUGGAUGGGUGCGCUCGGCCAGACGAUCUACAUGCUGGGCGUGUUCACUGGUGCCGUCUGGUUGGGAGGAUUGGCCGAUAAGGUUGGCCGCAAGAAGGUGUUCUGUUGGUCCGCACUGAUGCAGUUAGUUCUCGGGGUAGCCGUUGCCUUCACCCCGGAGUACUUUUCGUUCCUGGCGCUGCGCUAUUUGUACGGUAUCUUCGGUAGCGCUGGUAGCUACAUCACGGGUUUCGUGCUUACGAUGGAACUGGUGGGACCGAGCAAGCGAACACCCUGUGGCAUUUCCUUCCAGGGUGCGUUCGCAGGCGGCAUCAUGCUCGUGGCCGCCUGGGGGGCACUCAUUCCCAACCGAAUGAUCCUGCAGGUGGUGUAUGGUCUGCACGGUCUGUUGCUGGUGGCACACUGGUGGAUUAUGGACGAGUCGCCACGUUGGCUGUGGAUGCAGGGACGCAAACGUGAGGCAGUCAAUAUCGUCGAUCGGGCAGUGCGAAUGAAUGGUCGAGGUUUGAACGUCGAUAAGGAAUACUACCUGGCUGACGCCAAAACAGUUAAUGUGGAGGAAUCGAGCUCGAACUCGGCCGGCCUGGCAGACCUCUUCAAGACACCUAACCUUCGCAAGAUGACCCUGAAUGUGUGCCUCUGCUGGUUCGCCAACUCCAUCACUUACUACGGACUUUCGUUGAGUGCCGGCAAGCUAAGUGGCAACCCGUUCCUGAUCCUGUUCCUCAUGGGCCUGGUGGAGUUCCCGAGCUACAUCUCGAUCAGCUAUCUGCUCGACCGGCUCGGCCGUCGAUCGAUAACAAGCUCUCUGAUGAUUGUCGGUGGUAUCUGUUGCAUCGUGGCCGCCUAUCUCACUCGCGGCAGCACCGAGUCGACCUCAAUCGUUAUGUUCGGCAAGCUGUUCAUUGCCGGUUCGUUUGCUGUAAUCUACAAUUAUUCGGCCGAACUGUUCCCGACAGUCGUACGUAACUCGGCCAUGGGUCUUGGGUCUAUGUGCGCUCGUUUGGCCGGUGCCAUGACACCCAUGAUCACCCUCCUCGACUCGUUCGAUCCGAAGAUACCGGCCGUGAUUUUCGGUGUGAUUUCGCUGAUAUCCGGCACCUGGGUAUUGUUCCUGCCGGAAACGAUGGGCAAAGCGAUGCCACAGAGCUUACUGGACGGUGAAAACUUUGGCCGGGGUGAUACGGCUUUUUCGAGCUGUAUGGGUCGCAACAAGACACACACGGAAGAUUUCCCUCCACCGCAGCAGAUGGUUCCACUGAGAAAGGGCGAUAGCAGUCGGUAGGUCGGACGGUUCGUUUGGCAUCGGUGUUAAAGUUAAUUGCAGUUUGACUAGUUUCUUAAGCAAAAAAUAAAACAGAUGUAGUUCUACGGUGACCUUUGCCGGAGGUUCUCAA